Molecule: messenger RNA, 948 nt
Organism: Ilyonectria robusta
Lineage: Eukaryota; Fungi; Ascomycota; Sordariomycetes; Hypocreales; Nectriaceae
Exons: 3
Coding region: 1-948 (315 amino acids)
Source: RefSeq, a predicted model, not a curated record
AUGGCUUCCAACGGUGAUGCAGCUGCCAACCCCCGCAGCGAGUCGCCAACGAGAUCCCCUCGAUCAGCUUCGAUAUCCUUGCAGGCUGCUGCUACCAUGAACGCAGGGCUCCAGCAUGAACCCACGCGCAGAUCUUCUAGCACCUCCCUCUCGCGAAACCGUUCCUCCCCUCAAGCGGGCCGUCGACGAUCCGUCGUCCUCAUGAACCUCCACCUCAACGAUCCCUCCGUGCCAGCCCCAGGCGAGAUGGUCCACGAGCAUUCCGCAAACCGGGCUUCCAGCCCGCAGCCACUCUCCGGCUCGCCUUUGUUGGCAGAUCCCCAUCAUCACCGGGCCCCGAGCCUGGGCGAGCUCCAUCAGGAACUGGAAGCGGAACAGGAAGCGCAUGUCAACCGCCUCCUCCAUAUGAUUCGGCAGCAGCAACUUGAACUCCAGCGGCUUCAGGCCGGCCAGCCACAGAACCAGAGCUCGGCCGUUGACGACACCAUCUCUGAACGAUCGGGGCACGGUACUCCCCAAGCAUCCACGUCCCACAUCAACAUCCCAUCCGUGCCAUCUGGUGGCUCCUUUCCUCGCUCUGCAGGCUCUCGUCACCCACGAAGCUCUUUCGACAUGGCCCGCGCUGAUCUCCAACGACGGUCUAGAACACCUAGCCGUGGGGCAUCCCCGAGAAUGCGCUCGACCUCCAUCGGCGGUGAGAGCGGCGAAUGGGUCCUGGGAGGCCGCGAUGAAAGCGCAUUCUACCAGGCCGAGACCCAAAUGUUGACUCGGGAGAACCAGAUGCUGAAAUUACGAGUGGCUGAGCUGGAGCGUGAGAAAGACAGACUGUACUCUGUCGGCUCCCCGGCUACUCAUGGACCGCCUCAUCACUCUAAUCUGACGAGGUCAUCGACCGUGGCAGACAGGGAAGAAGGAACCACUACUACGGAAUCACCAAGAGAUGUCUAA